Messenger RNA from Symbiodinium sp. CCMP2592, 8883 nucleotides. The record is from the annotation of a GenBank genome assembly. Lineage: Eukaryota; Dinophyceae; Suessiales; Symbiodiniaceae.
AUGUCGCGCUUCCGGCCGUAUGUCGUGUGCAGGAAGUGCAAAGAGAGCUGGCUGUAUGCUGAUCGCAUUUCAACCCACCCGUGUUGUGCAGUUUGUGGUGCAACGUGGCCUCGACAGGCAAAGCCUAAGGUUAGGUUUGUACAGAGCGGUGAUGAGGCGUCUGAGACCUCAUUUAGGCCGCCCAGGCAGAGCAAGGAGAGAAAGCCCGGCAAGGCGGCACUCGCUUUGCACACAGUGUGGGAGAAGUUGACUCCCGAAGCCCGACUGGCGAUCGAAGAAGCCGGGUGGAGGCCUCCAUCCGCUCCGCGGCAGCGCUUGUUCCGCCUCCGGGCAUCUGAGGCCUGCGAGGCUAAGCAGAAGCUGUGGUCUGAAGCCACGGAGCAGCAGAAAGAGCUCACGCUCAAGGCCGGCCUCAAGCCGCCGGAGCAAACUCCAGCACCUACCUCCUAUGAGGUUGGAACAGCGGCCAAUGCAGCCUUUCGUAAGGCUACUGUUGCUUUGAAGCUGCUCGGUGACAAGAAAAUCAGCCUGCAAAAGCGUAUCGACCAUGCUAAGGAGCAGUACCAUGCAAGAUUGACUGACAUGAAGCAGCUGCAGGAGAAAAUCGAUGAGGCGCAGCAACAGGUUGCUGAUGCGGGCAAGGAGCUCAAUACCAAAGUUCUGGCCCAAAGCGAAUCUUGGAACAGUGAAAUUUCGCAGUUUCUUGAUAAGUUUGGGAUUUCCUUGACUGCGGAGCAACAGGCUCAGAUUGCACAGGUGCGUGCCGGCACACAGACAGCUCCUGACAGCCAGGCUCCAAAUCUGAAGGCGGAGGCACCACGCGCGACAGAGUCAGCCAAGAAGCCUGAGCUGCCGAAUGGCCAGCGCGACGCCCGUUCGAGGUCGCCGCGGAAGGCACAGGAUGCAGAUGGCGAGAAGGAGGAUCUGAUCCUUGAUUACAGAGUGCCGGCCAGGGUCUUCCGCCACAGGCCGUCCACUUUGCCACUGUGCUGGAGUGUUUGUGCUUCCGCCCGGAGGCAUGAAGGCACCCUUGAGACCAGGCCCAUUUCUAGCCCGAACCCGUGUGCGCCUUCGGGAGUUUUCCCUAACCCCAAUUUGCCCUUUGCGAGUGGAGAUGCAUCGGAGCUUGAAGAGCUUGUGCAAGGGUUGCCUCCUUGUUUGAGUUGUGGCCAGAAUGCAGUGCUUGGUCAGCAGGAUUUUCCUUGGAUUAGGAGUUUUCUUUCAGCCAGCAGCAAGGACCUUGCCACGGCUGUCAGUGAUGUACUCUGUUACUGCCCAGGGUGUUUGUGUCGCUGGGCGGACCGCUCCACCAGCACCGAGGGCCUGCCUCACAUAUCCGAUUGCUUGUCAGGACCACGUUUCUUUCCAGCCAGUGCUGCUCAGGAGUGUGAUGAACAGGGAGAGGUGUCUGGUUCGCAGAAGCUCGCAAUAGUGUGGCCUACAUGUAUCAGAGCAUUCUCGUAUGGGCCUUCCACGAAUCGGAAAACCCCUGUAUCCAGACGGGCCCGCAGGCGCCUCAACCGCCGAUUGCGACACGUUCUUGAGGGUUCAGGGCCCUUAUCAGAUCCGAUUUAUCACGGUGGUGAUGUGCUUGAACCUUGUGCAGCGGCGUCAGUCCAUGCAGAAGUGGUUGACGUUGAUAGCUCCAGGUCGCAGGCUGGCCAUGAUCUUUCAGUACCGUUCCCUACCCCGUGUGCUUCCCAGUCUUGGGACCCUAGCCCCAAUUUUGAUUGCUGGGAUGCUACUCCUGGGCAUUGCGGCAUCGCUGGUGAAUUGCGCGGGCGUCCUGACCAGGACCAGCAUCUUUUGGGUUGCGCGGCAGCCAAUCUUGAUGCCAUGAGGGCCCCCAGGGCCCAGGAGGAGGGUGGUCGUUACUGUAGUGGUGGUGGUUUCUUUCAGGAGGUGGUGUGCCCGCUGGGCGAGGGUCCUGGGGGUCGGACUUUUGGGAUUGCUUCCCUUAAUAGAGUUUCCCUCCAGGGUCCAGGAGGUGGGUAUAUCACACACGCGGAGGAUUGGCCCUCAGGAGGAGGUGUGGCCGCUGGCCGAGGACCCUGGCGGGAGCAAUACAUUUCGUUGUCUGAGAAUUCUAACUUUCAUGAUCAUCCGGUUCCAGCAUGCCCUGAGGCUGGUGACCAAAGGUAUGCGAUGUCCCAUCCAAGCGCUGCUGUCGGGCGAGUCGCUGAGGAAACCCUGGCCGUCCCUAACCCCAAUUUGAUUUCACAGCAGUCUGCGGCUUUGGAGGCUCUGAAGGCUGAUGUGCUUGCUGGAGCUUCAGGCCCUUUGCUCUCAAAGGUUGAAAGCAUGGAAAGUCAGGGCAUCAUCAGUGAGGGUACUUUCAUGUGGAAGGCUGUUGAGCUUGCUGUUGAGACUCAGGAGGAUGUGCCAAAGCAUGUUGCAUGUUGGGCUUUGGAAGAUGCCUUAGCCAAUCUUUCAUGCCAAUCCCAGAGGCCCGAACUCAAGAUUCUUAGCGCGAAUGUGACAUCAUGGCGCAAAGCCCUGUGCCCCUGGAUUGCACAACACCAACCUUCCCUGUGCCUUCUCCAGGAAACUCACUUGAGUCCAGAUUUGCCUGAUCUGCUUGAUUCACAGCUGGGCCCGUUUGGGUACGCGGCGUUCAGUUUGCCGGGCCGUCGAACUGCUAAGGGCGGCGUCAGUGGCGGCCUGUCCAUAUGCUUCCGCAAGCACCUCAAUCUCAGGCCCAUUGAUGAGGCAGGAGAGGCUGAGGCGGUCAAUGGGCCCAUUGCGGCCCUUCAGGCCUACUUGAUGGAACUUGGCGAGCGUUUGAAGCGGAUUGCAACACUGGAGGGUUGCCAUGACCUUGCAUCGGGCAUUGACCGCACUGUUCCAUUGUGCUCUGGUUGGCUCUUCCAAGCCGGGAUGGUGCAGGCUGCCACACAACUUGACACGCGCGGUGUGGCCACUGGCUUUGUUUACGAGGGCCUGUGGACUGGCCCCCACAGUGUCAUUUCUGAUGGCAAUCUUGUGUAUGCCAGUGAUGCAUCUGGUGGCCCAGGGGCCAAAGAUCCAAGGCGCUUGAUCAAUGCCGACGUUGACGACCUUUGUGGCAAACGUGCUGCACAGGCGCGCCGAAGUCCAGAGCUCUGCGAGCUCAUGAUGUUCCGGAUCCCUUGGGUCACCAGUGGAUCAAAGGCGCUGAAGGCCAGUUUCAAUCGCCUCAUGUCCCAUCAUUGCAUUGGUGGGGGUGAGAUCUUGAAAGAAUGGGGCUGCAGCGGCCACACUCAGGUGUUGGAGCUAAGCAGCUGCAAAAACCUUGUGACGGCCGUGCAGCUGUCAGCCAACUGGGUUAAGAUAGACCGCGCCAAGUCUGCGUAUGCGGAUCUCUUAGAUCAGAUGAAAAGUGUUCAGGAGGAGCUUACGGACAAACAGAAUGAAGUGGCGGCCUUGCAAAAGGCCGUCCUGCGAGCGCUUCAGCAGUGUGGCAUCAACUUGAGUAGUGAGCAACAGGCCCUUCUUGACUGCAAUGCCAUGGAAGUUGAAGAGGCGAAGGAGGAGGCUGUGUCAGCUGCGUCUUUCGGCCAGCCGCCGGUGGGACACUCCAGAGUGCACAAAUUGGCACGAGGGUUGCAGGGUAGGGGUGAUGGGAUAAAGCAGGGCCUGCCUGAGGUUGCGAUGCGAUUUGUGCUGCUGGACCCUUAUGUGUCAGGAGAGCCUGUGCAUAGAGUGUUUUCAGCUGCCAGUUGCUUGAGUAAGCCCUUUUCAGGCCCUCUCGCUAGUGAGGGUGUCAGGGCCCCGGUGACUGGAGUUUUGCGGCUUGGCACCGGCGAGGCUUUUGCAUUUCAGGUCCCGAACCUGUGCCUUUACCCUCCCUUUGAGGGCCCUAACCCCAAUUUCUUGCAGCUGUGUGGAGCCUCGGGCAUACAGGACCUUGCCAUGCACACGAGGCUGUCGGCUCCAUCACUCCGGAGCCUGACUCCGUGUGCUCCCUCUCUUUUCAAGGACCCUAGACCCCGAUUGCACGGACUGGACGCCUCGGGCCUUAGAUCCGUGCAACAAGAGAUUUUGGACAGUAGGUCUGGGAGCCCUGGUGAGCCAUCAGUUGCACUCCCUAACCUGUGUGCUGCCUCCGUUCCUGAGGACCUUAACCCCAACUUGUCAGUGCGCACUACAACAACACAGAGUGCCCUUCGUGAGGAGGCGCAACUUCCUUCAGGUGUGCAGCCGGAGGCAGUAAGCAAAGGUCCAGAUGUCGAUGAAAUUUCAUUUGCACUCCCUAACCCGUGUGCAUCUCCCUGGCCUGAGGCCCCUAACCCCAAUUUGACCAGCGAGGCCCUGCAGGAGCAACUCAGAGGUCUUGAGGCUGAUGGUUGGUGCAUUGGAUGUGGCCAAUCCCAGGUCUUAGGGCGUAGUACGAACCAGGAGGUUAAAAAAUUUGUGCAGGCAUGCUGCCACGUUCACUUGAAUGCGCCUUGUGACGAAGCCCUCACUGCCCUGUCUGAUGUCUUGAACUACUGCCCGAGGUGCUUAUGCAAGUGGGAGGCCAAGGUCCAAACAACUUGCAAGCAGCCCAAGGAUCCGGUGGCCUUGUCGGGUCCUACAUACUUUUUUGAUUGCGCUGAGGCCCCGGAGCCCGAUGAACUUGCUGAUGUCACCAGUAUGCCGCUACAUGUUCAGGGCAAAAUUCCAGCUUCGCGCCGGACCCGGCGCCGGUACAACCGUAGGCUCCGACUUGAACCAAUAGAGCCCCUACGGGGAGCCCCCAAGAACCCGGUUGAGGAGGUCGCGGCUACCACCGAUGACCCGCAUGCCUCACCUGAUUGCCCAGCCCGGCCCACCAAGACUUCACUUUGGCAGGAAAUCGAAAAUGGGCGUGUGGCGUUGGAAGCUGCAUUUGCCAGUUGGUCCUGUCUGUGGAAGGGUUUGGAGCACAAGUGUCAUUCGGAGGUACUUGAGGCUGUUGAGGCCUUAGAGUCGGGGCGCCACAUCGUUGAAGACACUUUUGCAUGGCGUGCGGCAGAGCUUGCUGUUGAGGCUGGUGAUGAGGUUCCGUGGCAUGUUGCCGGGUCAGCUGUUGCAGACGUCAUUGCCAAUUUAGAUGCCGCCCCCUGCGGGCGUAAGCUGACCUUCAUUUCUGCUAACGUUACCCGAUGGCGCAAGGAUCUGUGUCCGUGGCUUGACCGCCAUAGACCGGAUCUUUGCUUGGUGCAGGAGACGCACAUUACAAAGGAGCAAGGUGACUUGAUUUCCACACAUGUCGGGCCCUUUGGAUAUAAGGCUUUCAGCCUGCCAGGGCAUCCAACUGGAGGUGGAGGCAACUCAGGUGGAUUGGCGGUUGUUUUCAAAAAACACCUUGACGUGCGUAAAGCCCACCAUUUCCUUCACCACGGGGUAGGGUUCCAGGCUGUGGUGUUGCGCAUCAGGGAUGUUGAUCUUUUUCUUGUCAAUGUGUACUUGAAGUCCGGUGAAGGCUUUCGCAGCCAGGCCAAUGCCAAAGUCUUAUCCCACUUGAUCUCCUUUCUCAGGUCUGUGAGAUUUUUUGUGGCUGGGGAUUUCAAUGAGGAUUUCAGUGUCAUUGGCACAACAAACAUUGAUCAGGAGGUUCGGGGCACGUGGCUCCACUCUGGGGCCUCCACUUGCACUGGAGGUGGAAACAUUGACUAUGGCAUUUUGUCCAGGGGCUUGGUCUUGGGGGCUCAGCUUCAGGUUGAUUGGGUUACACCCUUUGCGCCGCAUGCUGCCUUGCACUGGACUAUCAACAGGCAACACUGUGAUGCCAAAAUCCCGCAGCUUGUUGGUUUUAAGCCUCUCCCUCUGAAGCCCCAACCUUUUGUGCCGCCAGCAGCUGCAGGUUGUGACCUUAGUCAACCCAUGUGGGAAUGUGAACUCGGCCGCCAUUGGGGUGGUUCUCUUGGGCAGCCGGCCCUCACUCAGCAGUUUGAGGCACUCAGUGGUUCUGUUGAGCUUUCGGUCUUCGGAGUUGCCCAAGGUAGGGGGGCCUUGCCAAAAAUUCAAAGAGCCACAAUGUUGUGCCAUUCGGCCCCAGCAGGGGUGUGGGGUGGAGCGCAGGCUGCAUUUUGGAAGCGGAUUUUAGCCUGGCUUGAGUGUUCCAAACAGCAUAAGUGUAAGCUUCCCUUGUGCUCCAAGCUGCAGUUGCAGCUGUGCUCUAUGUGGCAAGGCCAGAAGGAGCAGCUAGCUGAAGUGCAAGCCCAAUUUAAAAAGUUUGGCCGAGAUACUGCUCCGGAUGUUUUCGCUUUUCUUUCAGAGGCUGCCAGUCAACAGUUUCGCUUGCACUCUAAGGCUUGGAUGCAACAGCAGAGCGCAGGUUACUUUAAGUGGUUGAAGCAGGCUUCGCUGAAAGGCUUGAGGGGUUUGUUUCGCAGUGUUAAGUCUGAGGAAGCUGUUCAUCUCAGGCCCUUCUUGACACAACCAGUCCAGGAUCGCAUUUAUUUCCGGUGGAGGCAGUGGUUCGAAUUGUGGUCAGACCCCAAAGGUGUUGACCAGGCACUUUUCAAUGAGCUUAAGCAUCGUGCUAUGUUGCAGGCGCGUGAACUUGGGCCAAUUCCUAUUGAGCAGGCAGUCGCGGCUUUCAAAAAGGUCCCCACCAAAGCACCGGGCCUGGAUGGAUGGACAUGCGAGAUUUUGCAAAACCUGCAGCGUCCUGCUGUUGAAGCUAUUGUGGCUUUCCUCCAUCAUUGCGAGCUUGAGGCCAGUUGGCCUGACCAAAUGGUUUUUGCCCUGAUUGCGUUACUUCCGAAAAGUGACAAACGCGAAAGACCCAUAGCACUUUUGCAUGUUCUUUAUCGUGCUUGGGUGCGAUUGAGAUGGAAGCUGGUGGCCGACUGGCAAGGCCAAUACUCCAGAGAAGCGGUGUGGGAUAAGGCCAUGCCGGGCAGUCAGGUUUUAGACGUUGCGCUUUCGAGGCUGCUCAGGGGGGAGGCCUCCAGACAAUCUGGGCAACACCUCAUAACUAUCUUCAUGGACAUGGAGACGUUCUACGAUCGUUGCAGGUUCAACGAUGUCAUUUCAUCUGGCAUUUCGCUCGGCUAUCCUCCCUUGAUCCUACACCAAGCAUUGCUCACUUACAUGGGCCCGCGCUUUCUACAGUCAGAGGGCUCCGUUUGCCCGGCCAUCACCCCCGGUAGGGGGGUGUUGGCUGGGUGCCCGGCGGCUCCUUCCAUCAGCAAGCUUGCUAAGAGGGCUGCUGUCAACCUUGAUGUGUGGAUUGACGACAUGUCACUGGAUGCAGUACAUGCUUCCGCCAAGCAGGUUGCCACAGAUGCGAUUUUGCUUUUCCGUAGUUUGCGCAAAGACCUUGAAGCCCGAGGUGCUACACUUUCCUUGGAAAAGACCUCCUUUGUUGCUUCCUCACCCCAGGCGGCCAAGUGUUUACUUGAAAUCAGAGAGGAGUCGGAUCCACAGGCCAUUGGAAGGCAAAAGUUGGGCUCCCUUGACGUCACCUUUCAGCUCAUGAGCCACAAAUGUGAGGAUCCUCACCUUACCAUUUUGCGACAACACUUUCGUGCGAUAGCCCGUGUUUUCUACAGAUGGCAGGUUGCGGACCCUGAUAAGUUUAGUAGUACGUGGGUUUGCUUGUGGCGUAGACUUACCGAGGCUCCUCAUCCUUGGAAGAGGGUUACGGGCCCCUUGUCCGCCACUUUGGCUUACCUCCUUGACUUAGGUGUUGUAGCCCCCAACCCUUCCUCUUGGCAUCAUGGUUCUGAUGCUCUGCAUAUCCACUGGGAUUGCCUUGAUGCAUGUAGGAAGGUUUGGCAGUGGCUCUACCCGAUCUGGGAGCACGCCCGUAAUAACCGCACUUCCUUGUUAGCUGGUUGUUCUCAGCUGGUGCAUGGCAUUGAUGCUAAAGUUCCCAGGCGGCUCAUGAAGCGUCGGUUUUUUAAUAAGAAAACACAUGUUCAUUUGCAGACAGUAUGGCAAGGGGCCUUGAUCAGUGAGUCCAAGCCAGGUUUUUGCAAGCUGUGCAAUUGUGCUCUUGAUUUGAAUCAUGUGCUUUGGCAGUGUCCUUUCAUCAAGUCCAAAUUUCCGGAGCCGCCCCAAUUUGCCAAGGCCAGAGAGCUUUACCAGUGGCCGAGUUUGUGGCUUCGAGGGCUUGUGCCCAGUGAGGCCACCCGCUUGAAGUACGAUAGGGCUGAUACUGGUUUUCUUGUUGAGGGGCUGUGGUGUCAACAGCAGGCCCUGCCAGGUGAUCAGUAUGUUUUUGCCAGUGAUGCCUCAGGGGGUCCUGGAGCAAAAGAUUCAAGAGCUUUAUGUGUCUCGUGGGCCAUUGCGGCCUACCGUCUUCAUGAUGGAGUCCCGGAGCGUGUGGCUAGUGUAACAUGCCUACCCAAAGAGCCCUUGUCUGUCGCGCAUGGUGAGCAACGGGCUCUUUACGAGCUUUUCUCAAGGACUGCCGGUGAUUUUGACGUGACAGUGGACUGUCAAGGAGCUAGCAAGGCCACGGCGUCUCUUGCUGCGGUAGAGGAAGUGAAGGAAAGGUUGCACAGCUUGUACGUUGAGCAGCUUUGUGAACGGCCCCGUCCCGAGGGCAGAUCAGGUUCUUCUUGGGAUAAGAUCUUAUCAACUUAUAGAGUUGCUUUUGAGCGGAGACUUGAAGAGCUGCAUACAGUUGAGUGCGUUUGGAGGUUUGCGACUAAGUGCUUGAAGAAACAACACUUGAGAGAAGUUUUUGAGGCAUUCGCACCUGAGGACGUUGCUGAGAAUUGCAUUUCAGAGGAGUUGCAACAAGCUUCGUUACAUCCUGUGGAGGAAGGCCCUAACUUCGAGCGUGAUCUUCUUGCUAGCAGUGCUGAAUUGCAGGAGCUUUUGAGAGCUAGUGCUGAUUGUGAGCUGCCAAGUUCUUCAGCUGAGCCGAAGCGUGCAUUCAAGCGCCGAUUGCAGCAGCAGGACUCUGUGAUUGAGUUGGAUUGA